AUAGCAUCGACGCGCGCGCCGGCACAACAGAUGGUCCACUACUACAGACCGGAGGAGCGCACGAAUUCCCCCCCCCCUCCCUUUGCACAAGUACUUUCAUUUCUCCGAACUUGACAGGGACGUUUUUUAGUGUUCUAUAGGAGCAGAGGGGGGAAGUUCUCCGGGGGACAAAGUCGACCUCGACAGUCACUGGAUCGUACAGUCACAGGCGGAAUUUGGUGUCAAGGUCAGGAGUGGCCAUGCCAUUUGGCUGUUUAACAAUCGGGGAAAAGAAGGAUUAUCACAAUCCUUCAGACGUGACGGACAAAUAUGACCUGGGUCAGGUCGUUAAAUCGGAGGAGUUCUGUGAGAUUUUCAGGGCCAAGGACAAAACCACGAUGAAAAUGUACACGUGUAAAAAGUUCCUAAAGAAGGACGGAAGGAAAGUCCGCAAGGCUGCCAAGAAUGAGAUCGUCAUCUUAAAGAUGGUGAAGCAUCCCAAUAUUCUCCAACUGGUGGACGUCUUCGAGACCAAAAAAGAGUACUUCCUUUUCCUUGAACUAGCAACAGGCAGAGAGGUGUUUGACUGGAUCCUGGAUCAAGGCUACUACUCAGAGCGAGACACCAGUAACGUGGUGCGCCAGGUGCUGGAGGCGGUCGCCUACCUCCACUCGCUGCACAUCGUUCACAGAAACCUCAAGUUGGAGAACUUGGUUUAUUACAACCGAUUGAAGCACUCUAAGAUAGUCAUCAGUGACUUCCACCUUGCCAAGCUGGAGAAUGGACUGAUCAAAGACCCCUGUGGGACACCAGAGUACCUGGCCCCUGAGGUGGUUGGCAGGCAGCGAUAUGGCAGGCCUGUUGACUGCUGGGCUACAGGUGUCAUCAUGUACAUACUGCUGUCGGGCAACCCUCCUUUCUACGACGAAACCGACGAUGACGACUAUGAAAACCAUGACAAGAACCUGUUCCGAAAGAUCCUCGCAGGCGAUUAUGAGUUUGACUCUCCAUACUGGGAUGAUAUCUCGGACUCAGCUAAGAGUCUGGUUGCCCGUCUGAUGGAGGUGGAUCAGGACCAGAGGCUGACAGCCCAGGAGGCUAUAAACCAUGAAUGGAUCUCUGGUGGCGCGGCUUCAGAUAAGAACAUCAAGGAAAAUGUGUGCGCACAAAUAGAGAAGAACUUUGCCAGAGCUAAAUGGAAGAAAGCAGUGCGAGUCACCACCAUCAUGAAGAGAUUGAGGGCGCCUGAGCAGAGCAACUCGAGGGCAACCAGCCCUGCAGCUGGCUCCCCGGCGGACCCCGCGGACCCCCAGGCUGCCGCCGACCCCUCCGCACCGCCGCGUGGCGCGUGUCCCGGCGAAGCGCCUGCUGCGGCCACAGAGCUCCCUGCCGGAGCUGAGAUGAGCCAACCGGCGGCGGAGGCCUCACCUGAGGUGUCGGCCCCGGCCCCCGAGCCACCGCCGCAGGGCCCGGCGCCGCAGGAGGCCGAGCCGGUGCGUUGCAAUGGAGAAGCCUCGACUACUCACAACGCAUCGGCCGAGGCCGGGGACGAGCAGGGUUAGACCCCCGACCCCACCUCCCCGCGUGACCACUGCUGUCCUCACCAAGUCCCGCACACUGUACAUUAGCUGCUAGCACGGUGACACUGACUCUGCUUCUCUCUCACUCUGCAGCAUUAGCAUCAUCUGAUGGAGGCUGUGUGCUACCUUUCCCGAGUGCUGCGUUGCAUCGGCUUUCUCUAUUAACGUAUUGUGUCUUUUUUUUACCGACCCCCCGGUGUGUUGUGUCGGAUUAGACGAACCGAGUCUAUCCCCGCGUAUUUGAGUUUUAGGGGCAGAGAAAGAUUUGCUCCUAAAAGGUGCGGCUUACAUCCUAAGUUCACUUUCUAAUUCUUCUCUUGGUGAUAAGAGAAAAUGGGAAGAAGUGGUUGUGCUGAAAACGGCUUUGAUUCCCUUUUAACGAACCAACUUGGGAAACUUCUCUCUGCCAGUCUUGUAAUUACAGUAUUUGUUCUCAGAGUCGGUAUAAUUUUUUUUUGCUUCGCCCUAAUUUUUUGGACCUUGUACCAUAAUAGCCUACUCAGUAAGUUCUGGCCCCUCACACGGAAAGUAUGCUCAUCUUUCCUACCUGUUUUUGUCAACACUAACCAGUUAUUGUGCGUCAGACAAUGCUGAAAUUGGUGACUGGGAGUUUUUUUUGUGUCCAGUACUAAGAGUUGAAUUAGGCAGCUUCACAUAUAAGCACACAUACACACAAACACUAUGUUCCUUUGCUUAACUUCCUGCUCAGGAAAAGAACCUCAUAGCUGUAAGUGUAAAGAUUAUGUACAUAGAGACCUUUGUAGAAGUAGCCAAAACAGCAUGCAUUCUCACUUUUUUGCCGUUCAUUUUGCAUUUACUACUAAUGGUGGAUAAUGAACACUCUCGCCUCUCGCCACAAGCCAUGUUGAGGCGAAUGUAUUUGUAUCUGUAAUCUAUUAUUACAGAUCGGUGAGCGCCCCUGCUAUCAGUUUGACUUAUAUGAAAAGGAAAUUAAAGAGACAGUCAUUACAUAGAAGAUCUAUGCAUUCAAAUUGAUUUGUAGCCUUUUUUUUUUCUUCUUUUGCAACAUCACAGUAGUGUUUAUGUCAUCUUUAUCCAUCACGUGACAAAAAAAAUACUGUCCAUGUUUUUGUGAGAUAUCAGUCUAUCUGUGCGUCCUUUGAUUUGAUCACAUCCUUUGUGCAAGGACACGGACUCAAAUGCCACACACGUCUUGAUAUUUGGUUGUGAUUCCGGCACAAGACAAAAUGUGCAUUGAAAGACCACAUGCGGCUGUCAGGGGAAGACGUGAUCAUUUGGACUUUGUGGUAACUGGGAUCGUCUUCGCCAGCUCCGUUUCGUUGACCUGUAUUAUACUGAGAAAAGAAAAGUAUGACACGUGUUUGACAUUUCAGAACUUAUUUAUUUGUUUAUUAUUUAUCUAUUUUUUUAUUUCCAUAUAUUUUCAGCUUAUACUUGCUACCCAGUAAUAACAAACUAUCCUUUCUUUUCGCUGGUCCCCUUGAGCAUUAAUAAUGAGCUACAGAAGGAGUUCUCUUUAAUCACUCUAAGGAAAUUGAGCAAUAUUUGACUGGCUGCAGAAACUGUGAUUCCCGGUGUCAUUUUAAAUCCGUGUACCUGUCAGUAAAAGUCUACAGUCUUUGCAAGUCCCCUUGGGCAACUUAACCAACACAUGGCUGCUGUCAGAAAAGUGUGUGUGUGUGUUUGUGUGACAACUGUCAGAUAAGCAUUACGGGCAUAUCGAUCUCCUGACCUGUAAGACCCAACAUUUUUUCCUGCGCUAAAAUCGCAAUUGAUAUCAAUUAAUUCCCAAGUUACACAAAGACAGCAGCCACAUUUUCAACAAAAUGAUUCGAUUAUAUAAUUAAAGUGUAUCACAUCAUUCGGCUGAUGCUCGGCCACAUUAUCCGUCUCUUCCCAAUCUGUUGUCAAGCGUACUUACUGGGCACACCUGUGAAUUUAACAUGAAAAGGUGCAUUUCAUGAAAAAAAAUGGGGAGAAAAAUAAUCACUUUAAUUAUCUGAUGACUCUCAAGUUUGACUUUGUUGUCGCCGAGUCUUUUAUUCCCUCAGAUUUCUCCGUUUGAUAUGUGCUGAGGUAGAUUUGGUAUACACAACAGUCAGUCAGCUUAUACAUACUACAUUAUUUCCUACAUUGCUGAAGAUAGAUAUUUAGAUUUUAACGAGAAGCUUAAGCAACAGAGAUUUUUAUGUGAAUAGAUUAUUCCAUGUAGUCCGUUCUCUUUGUUAGAUGGCGAAUAAACACUGUUUAAACACUGUUACACAAUUCAAAGCAAUGCUUUUCCCCCCAAUACAUUGCUCAUCGUAUUUAGUACUACAUGUCUGUUCAUUUUACCACUUACAGGUGUAUUUGUAGAUGUGAUGUUUGCCAGGACCAGUGGUCACCUGUGGGUCCUGUCUUGCAUUCGUGAUGUCUGUACCGUACUCCUUCACUGAGUUGAUGAAUUUGAUGGUAAUAAAAUUUAAUUCAUCCGUAA
Scophthalmus maximus (turbot) is the source of this 4017-nucleotide messenger RNA. RefSeq names its product caM kinase-like vesicle-associated protein. NCBI's taxonomy places the organism in Eukaryota, Metazoa, Chordata, Actinopteri, Pleuronectiformes, Scophthalmidae. Gene Ontology annotation, biological process: peptidyl-serine phosphorylation. The transcript is spliced from 11 exons. The record is from RefSeq and is a predicted model, not a curated record. Gene Ontology annotation, molecular function: ATP binding; calcium/calmodulin-dependent protein kinase activity; calmodulin binding. The coding region runs from base 240 to 1541 and encodes 433 amino acids. Gene Ontology annotation, cellular component: intracellular anatomical structure.